This is a messenger RNA of Arachis duranensis, 710 nucleotides long. RefSeq names its product 2-Cys peroxiredoxin BAS1, chloroplastic. Gene Ontology annotation, molecular function: thioredoxin peroxidase activity. The record is from RefSeq and is a predicted model, not a curated record. Lineage: Eukaryota; Viridiplantae; Streptophyta; Magnoliopsida; Fabales; Fabaceae. Gene Ontology annotation, biological process: response to oxidative stress; hydrogen peroxide catabolic process; cellular response to stress.
GAUUUUGAAGCAGAGGCUGUUUUUGAUCAGGAAUUUAUCAAGGUUAAACUAUCUGAAUACAUUGGAAAGAAAUAUGUCAUCCUCUUUUUCUACCCAUUGGACUUCACUUUUGUUUGUCCUACAGAAAUAACUGCUUUCAGUGACCGGCAUGGAGAAUUUGAGGAACUAAAUACAGAGAUAUUGGGUGUUUCAGUUGACAGUGUGUUCUCGCACCUUGCUUGGGUUCAAACAGAUAGAAAGUCUGGAGGGCUUGGGGAUUUGAAGUAUCCUUUGAUUUCAGACGUAACCAAAUCCAUAUCAAAAUCUUAUGGUGUUCUCAUUCCUGAUCAGGGGAUUGCAUUGAGAGGCCUGUUCAUUAUUGACAAGGAAGGUGUUAUCCAGCAUUCUACCAUUAACAACCUAGCAAUCGGUAGAAGUGUUGAUGAGACAAAGAGAACACUGCAGGCCUUACAGUAUGUGCAGGAGAACCCAGAUGAAGUUUGCCCUGCUGGGUGGAAACCUGGUGAGAAGUCCAUGAAACCAGACCCUAAACUUAGCAAAGAGUACUUUAUUGCUCCUCUAUAUAAAUCAGUGGGGUUUAAAAGGAUUUUUUUAUUGUGUAAUGUGAGAAUGCUUUUAAAUUUUGAGCGCAGGUUUUCUCAUAAAUUCAUACCUGGAUUUGGAUUUACUAUGUAUUAUGUAUUAAUUAAUUUUACACUUCCUUCGGAUUA